Molecule: messenger RNA, 5895 nt
Organism: Leishmania major strain Friedlin
Lineage: Eukaryota; Euglenozoa; Kinetoplastea; Trypanosomatida; Trypanosomatidae
Exons: 1
Coding region: 1-5895 (1964 amino acids)
Source: RefSeq, a predicted model, not a curated record
AUGUGGCUGCCGGACUCACUGCACAACGUCGCUGAAGCAACGGCCACAACCUCACCAGGCACGGCUAGUCAUCCGCCUGCCCGGCUUUUCCGUCACAGAGACUCCAUCAUGUCUAUGCACAGCGCCGACGCACCCUCAGCAGCGGUCCCACUCAUCUGCAUGAGCUCGCCGCCGUCCCCGCUGGCGAGGGCGGAGUGCCUGCGCGCGAGUGAGAGCGAGAGUUUUGACACCGGCAACCUGAACAACGUGGGAGGCAGCCGUGCGUCCACGCCGCGACUGUGCUGUGAUCGCAAGCAGGCAAUCAGAGCUACCUCCACAACACCGCCAUCGCGGCUGCGGCGCAGUGCUUCGCUACCAACAACCAGAUGCAAUGGCAGCCACAUCUUCAGCGCCCGACUUUCCACCCCGUCUGCUGCCGGUGGCGCAGGGGGUGGCACAGGGUCUUGCAGCUCACCCACUCCGCUCAGCGAGCGUAGCGGUAAACAGAGCAGCACCAGUACUCCUCAGCUUCUAACAGUUGCGACACCGCUGCUGCAGCGCGCACCUCACGCGCAGGACACGGCACGCGCCAAGGGAGGUGAUACGUCGCAUGAUGGGGGUGGCGCGCAGUUCUCGAACGCGCCAGAUGGCCGCGACCCGACUCCCUACACUGCGGGUGCGUCGGCGAACAGCAGUCCCACGGCGGCACGGUCAUCGCCGCCACUGCUGCCAUCAUACACGCUGCCAGUGACGGACAACACUCACUGUCAGGACAACGUUUUGGCAGGUGACAUGGGCGACACCACGGCCGUUGUCACACCCGCCAGGAAGCGCAAGAAAAAGAAAAACAAGAAGAAGAAGUCGGGAGCAGCGGUAGCGUCCAGCGCGGUCGAAGAAGAGGACGCUGCCAUGCCAGCGGAGGCGAUUGCCAGUACUGCCGGCGGCACGGGCACUCCGAUCGGCGGCAGCACCACGGUGAAUAGCGCCGUCCCGGCGACUGGCUCGUUGCCGCCGCCACCUAUCCCGAUGAUGCCUGGAGGCGGCGGCAACUCCAGUGGGGUCGCACAUGGCGCACUCUUGGGCCCUGGCUACAGCCAGGGCCACGGUAGCGGCGGCGGCGGUUCUCUGCUGUACAACAACCUUUCGCAGCCGCAGUUUCAUCCCCAACACCUCGGCGGAGCACGCGGGCAGUUCGUGAUGAUGGCCAAUGGUGCGCAAGGCGGCAACGGCGCAGGUGACCCGAUCAUGACGGGUUACUCGAUGAAUGGCGGCGCCAGUGGCACUGAUGACGGCGGCGGCGACUACACGAGUGCCGCCACAGCUGUUUGCGCGGGGGGUGAGGGCAGUACUUACGGUCGAGGGGGAUCGGCAAUGAUGAUGAUGUCUAUGAUGGCCUCCAACUACCACCACCACCACCACCACCACAUCCGCCAUGAAAGCAGCGGGUCGGGUGGGACGUAUGGUUAUUAUCAUGGCGGGAUGAGUGAUUGCGGCAGAGGAGGAGCCGCCGGCAUGUCGCCUGCGCAUGCACAGAUGAGCCAUCAGGGUGUGGGGCGAAACCUGCAGGAGGAACAGCGGCAACAGCAGCACGUUCAGCAGCAGCAAACACCUUAUCCCUAUCCACCUCAGCCCGUGCUGAUGAGCAGCGGUGGCAGUACUGGUAGUGGCUCGUAUCCAGCGAACAGCGGCCACACCCGCCACGGCUCGGCGCACCGCCGUGGUGGUGGCAGCAGUGGCGGCACGCAAUGCUCUUCGCAAUCACAGCAGCAAUAUCAGCAGCAGCAGUACUACUAUCAGAACCUUCGCUACAACUCACAGCCUUACUUUCAUGGCGGCGUCCCCUCAACGAACGGCGCCGAUGCGAAUGCGAUGCAGGGAGGGCUGAUCAUGGCAACAGGUGAGGGAAGCAGUUGCGCUGAGGGCGGUGGCCGUGACGACUGCGCCGGCUUCUCGAACACGCAGGGCCAAUCCAGCGGGGGCGUCGGCGGCUCGAUGCAGUACAAGGGAGAAGACGCCGCGAGCCGGGUGCCGUCGCAGGUGCCCGUGGAGGGCAUGGUGCCGGUGCCUCAGCAACCCCAGCGCAACGUUAGCUUUCGACCUCCGAUGCCAGCGGCAAACGCGUCUGGCAUGUCCUACUAUCCAUCAAGCAGCGCCGCACCGGCAACAGUGGCGGCGGCUGCCGGUGUCCCCAACAAUGGCAGCGUCAAUAGUAGUUAUGUAAGCUGCGGCAGUCGCGGCGGUGUGCCGGGGGCGAUGAUGGCCAGGGAUGGCGGCGCAGCGGUGAACGGUGAGGGGAGGUUGCCGCGAGAGGAGGUGAUGGCAGCGGACAUCGCGGCGGAUGCGGCGCCGCGGUCACUUUUUCAGUUCACGCCCGAGGUGAGCCCGCGCCUCUGUCGCCUGAUCGAGCGCGAGCUGCUGACAUACUUGACGCCGUCGCUGGCGUGCCUGCAGCGCCGCCGCAGUCAGUUGGAGACGCUGGCUGGGUACAUCACAGCCGCGUUGCGCCACGCCGGCCGACAGACCGGCCACGACUAUGGCGACAUCUCCUACUACAUCUUCGGCAGCGUGAACAUGCGCACCGUGCUGCCGGACGGCGACAAUGAUGUGACGGUGGAGGUUGACGGCUUGGUGGCGAGGGAGUCCACACUGACGCCCCCACCUUCGCCUCCGCAGCCGCUGUCGUCAUCUUUGCUCAGCGAUGGCGGCGGCGGCGGCGCCGCCCUGGACGCCUCCGCAAAAGCGGUCAUGCUCCCUGUGACGACCGACAGCAGCACCGGCAGCGUUGAUGGCACGAUGCAGCUAACGACAACCACGGACGGCUGCCCGCGUCUUGUGGCGCCAGCGGUGCUGAGCAUCGCGUCCGGUGAGGUACUCGGCCGCGUGCGGGACUACCUGCGCAGCUUCAAGACGCCUGUCUUUGUCGAUUCCUUGGUUAUGGCAGAGGUGCGCGUGCUGAAGCUGGCGAUGGAGGGAUGCAACUACGACAUCACUAUUGGCCAAUUUGGCGGUGUCAACUGCGUGCGCUUCUUGCACGAGAUGGACGCAGUGAUCGGGGACCAGCACGUGCUCAAGCGCACACUGCUGCUCCUUAAGGCAUGGUGCUGUUACGAGGCCCACAUCUUGGGUGGGCAAGCCGGGUACAUCGGCUCCUACGCGGCGACGGUGAUGCUGAUCUCGAUGCUGAACACGGUGGAAUUCCUCGAGGACGCCGACGCUGGGCAGACUGAAAGUGAUGGUGACGGCACGGCCGCAGCGGCGGCGACGGCGGCCGUGACGUUGGAGUCCCUGAUGAGCGGCGACAGCACCGCGGAGGAGGAGGAGGAGGAAUCUGUGCUUCAAAAUCUCGCAUCCUCGUCUAGUGCACCGGCGACCACGGCGGCCAAAGCCUCCACCACGAAGGGGGCUGAGGCGGACCGGGAGGGUGAAGGGCUCCUAAGCGAUACUACAAGCCCGACGAGUAGCAACCGCGGCGGCCACUGUCACGAUCGUGACUCGGCUGGGCAGCCAGGACGGUCACCGUCCCACCCUGCGGGCCAUGAUACAACUGUUGCGCCGCCGCGCCCCUUGUCGCCGCUGACCCUGUUCGCGCGCUUCUUGAAGUUCUACGCUUAUUUCGACUUCGACCGGUACUGUGUGACAGCCUUCGGCCCACUGCCGCUGCACAAGAUCACCUCAACUCCGCUGGACCUUAGCUACCUCGAGGUGGAUGCAGCGCACAGCAAACCGCUGGAAGGUGUUGCCGCGUCGAACCGCGCGGCUACGGACUUGUCCUUUCUCGGCUUGACUCCGGAGGGUGAGGCGGCGAUUGGCCAUCUUGUGCGCCGCCGCCAGCAGCCUCUGCUCACCGUGAGCGGUGUGAAGCACUUGUUGGACCAAGUGAACCGCUCGCGGCGCGCGGAGCGCCAGGCACGGUACGAAGCACGCCAACAGCCAGCACAGCGACCUGAGCAGCAGACGGAUACCAACGCUGCACAAAAUGCAUCGGAGCACCGCAGCACCAGCACUUCUUCUCUAGUACAGCUAAACCGUGCCGGGUGCGCUGCUGAGGACGCCGGGCUGAUGUGCCCAUCGUGCAACACUGCCGUCUUCCCUGUUCGUGACAUGAACGUGCUGGACCCGCUGCGGUGGAGCAGUAACAUGGUCCGUGGGGUGUGUCGCAACCACCUUCAGCGCAUUCAGCGUGCGUUCCUGGAAGGGCUUCGACUCUUGGAUGUAGCGUCGCAGGAGCUCGGCGGAGACGUGAUGCAGAUGGACGUGACGAGCGUCGGUGCCUCAGCCAGUGCGAGUCGCACCGCCGGUGGUGUUGGUGCGACUGGACGCCGAAGAGCCGGGGCUGCCGCCGCGAAAGCUGCCGCGUCGCCGACGUCGCAGUGGUCUGCUUUCAGUGCCGCGAGCAGCAGCAGCCGCAGCUGGACCGACAGCGCCGCGAACGGUGUCGCCGGCCAAGCACGCGUUCAGCAGGGUGCGAUGAACGGGGCCUCAGUGUACGGCUCCCCGGGGAGCGCGGUGGAGACCGGGGGCGGUGGUGGUGGGGAGGUGCAGCUAUGCCCAGGCUACCCUGCGCCGCACUCGCAGUGCACGGUUCGUGAGACGGGCGUUUUGGAAAUGCUGUUUCCGCGCACCAUUGAGGCCAUCCGCAAGCACAGUCACCUUAACUGCCCGUGGAGCUGCGAGGGGGCGGAUGCGGCGGCGCUGACGGAAGUGCCGCAGUGCCCGGGCUGCACAAAGCCCUCCCUGCUGUGCACUCCGGCCAUCCGCCGCAUGUGUCAGCCGCAGCUCAUCUUCCACCCCCCCGGCACUAGCGAGGCCAGCAACACGGCUGCCAAGGGAGGGAGGCAGUCAAAGCAGCUGCAGUCGACAAGCGGUAAGGCCACAUCCUCGCCCACCUCCACCGCGACGCCGCAGCAGUCGCCAUCACUGGCCAUCUCUCCAACGCAGAGCAAACAUCACCAAGGUUCAGGAGGACGGCGUGGGAACGCGGCGGCGCUGGAACAGGUGGUGAGUGAGCUGGAGGAGGCAUUCGCUGGCCAAGACACGAGCGAAGAAGCCCGCAACGGUGGCCCGCUCGGGGAGGCGAUGGUGCCCGUGACGGAGCAGCCUCUGACACGUGACAGCGCGGUAGGUGGCGCGACUGGUUCACAGCUGCCACCGCCGUCAUCGUCCACAGCCUCCGCGUCUCCGCUUCAGGGCAACGUCUACGGUCCGGGCGCAGUAGAGGCCACGAUGCAUCAUCACCCACACCAGAUGUACAGCCCCGGCGGAGCGUGCAACAGUGGCGGCGUCGGCGGUGCGUACCUCUCGGCCUACCCGGUGAUGUCGCUUUCGGCUAGCACGCCUGAGGAGAAGUACUACACCGUGCCCGUUAGUGCUGCUGCAGGAAGUAGCGCUGGUGGCGCCGGCAGCCCCGGUGGGUACGGCCUCUCUCCUAGUCAUCACGGCAAUCGCAGCAUGGGGCCACUGUCACAGCAGCACCAGCACCACCAUUACGCGCAGCAGCAGCAGCACCAGCACCAGCAUCACGCUCAGCAAGCGCACGUACGUAUCGGUUCCAUGUCCUCCCCGGUGAUACAGGGCAGCUACAGCGUGAACAACGGAGGCGGCACCGGCAACUCGGGUCAGCGUCCUUACGCGACCAACCAGACGGUGUCGAUUCCGAUGGAGGGCAGUGGGUAUCCGUCCUACGGCGGACACAACUACGCCCCCGCUGUGCGUCAACAACAACAGCAACAGUACCCGUAUCAGCAUCAGCACCAGCAUCAGCAACAUCAUCAGCACCGCAGUGAUGAUGGCACUAUGUCACACAGCAGCGGUAAUCACGGCUACAAGGGUGGCGGUAGCAACCUGCACAACAUAAACCAUCACAGCAACAGCAGCAGCGACUCCAACGCCCAAGCGCUGCUGCUGCAGCGGUUGUAG